AUGACAACCGCAGUUAUCUUUCAUCACACUGGGCUAAUUGACGACAUCCUGAAGCAGGUGGUGGACAUGAAUCAAGAGAUCAAAAUUUACUACCCCGACACGGCUGCGGUUAAGGACCAGCUAAUGUCCAGAGUCCAAUGGUUAGUCAAAAGCCAGCAAACUAAUAUUGACUACCUAGGGGAGGGCGCGGGUCGACGCACGGCGCUACAACAUGCGGUGAACAACGGAAACAUGGACCUGAUCAACUUCCUUCUUGACCACGGAGCCGAUGUCAACAGUGCACCAUCAGAGGAUGGUGGAGCAACCGCAUUGCGGAUUGCUGCCAUUCAAGGCUACCUGGGAAUUGCUUGCAAGCUCCUGGGAAUUGCUUGCAAGCUCCUGACCUAG
Messenger RNA from Aspergillus welwitschiae, 387 nucleotides. RefSeq lists its product as uncharacterized. Bases 1 to 387 code for a protein of 128 amino acids. Lineage: Eukaryota; Fungi; Ascomycota; Eurotiomycetes; Eurotiales; Aspergillaceae. The record is from RefSeq and is a predicted model, not a curated record. The transcript has 2 exons. Gene Ontology annotation, molecular function: protein binding.